Talaromyces proteolyticus is the source of this 912-nucleotide messenger RNA. RefSeq lists its product as uncharacterized. Gene Ontology annotation, biological process: lipid biosynthetic process. Gene Ontology annotation, molecular function: oxidoreductase activity; iron ion binding. NCBI's taxonomy places the organism in Eukaryota, Fungi, Ascomycota, Eurotiomycetes, Eurotiales, Trichocomaceae. The record is from RefSeq and is a predicted model, not a curated record. The transcript is spliced from 3 exons. The coding region runs from base 1 to 912 and encodes 303 amino acids.
AUGGACGUUUUACUCGAUGUUUUGGACACAAUUGUCCUUGAUCGAGUAUACGCUUCUCUCCUCCCCGAGUCAACCACAACCAAACUCGCCGCUAAGGAACAUGGUACCCUUCAUAACCGGCAUGUUCAGGUUUAUUUCCCUCUUCAGCCGUCACCAUGGGCGGAUUCAAGUCUCUGGAAACGAGACGAUGUGCUCAGACAAACAACUUCUUUUUUUGCGAUCAUGUGGGUAUUCGGAUUAACCAUGUACUUCAUCGGAAGCACGAUAAUGUACCAUACAAUCUUCGACAAGACUUUACUCCAGCACCCGAAAUUCCUCAAAAAGCAAAUCCAGCUCGAAAUAAAACAAGCCGUGAUCGCAAUGCCAAUAAUGGCCAUCCUCACCGCGCCCUUCUUUGUCGCCGAGACGCGUGGAUGGACGAAACUGUACGAUUUCGCAGACUCGGCUCCCUUCCGCUGGUAUACCUUCCUGCAGUACCCGUUCUUCAUCGCCUUCACGGAUACGGGGAUCUAUUGGAUUCAUCGAUGGUUGCACUACCCAUCAAUUUACCGAUGGCUGCAUAAGCCGCAUCACAAGUGGAUUUUGCCUACCCCCUUCGCGAGUUAUGCGUUUCAUCCGGUCGAUGGGUGGUUCCAGAGUCUGCCGUAUCAUCUGUUUCCAUUCGUUUUUCCGUUGCAAAAGUGUGCGUAUCUGGGUCUGUUUGUUUUUGUGACUCUUUGGACUAUUCUGAUUCAUGAUGCUGAGUAUCUGUCCAAUUCCGAAGUAAUUAAUGGCCCGCCAUGUCAUACAAUGCACCAUCUAUACUUCAACUAUAACUAUGGUCAGUUCACGACUUUCUGGGACCGUCUGGGUGGUACCUACCGAAAGCCGUACGGCGAUGAUUUGGUCAUAUAUCAGAAAAAGGAAACAUAG